GAAGAGGCGGGGCCGCCGUUCCCUGAGACCGGAAGUGACGCGCGGCUGGGCGGCCAUGGCGGCGCGGGAGCCGCUGCGGGAGCUGGUGGCCGCGCUGCGCGCUGUGCUGGCGCGGGUCCGAGAGGGCGAACCGGGCGAGGGCCGCGAGCCGUUCGAGCCGACGCGCUUCUGGGACGCGCUAGGUCAAGCAUUCAAAAUAACAUCACAGGAAGCUACAAAGCUGAGCCUGGCAUUCUCAAGGCCUCCAGUGGCUUCUGCAGAGGAUUGCCAGAAGCUGAGUGAAGAUGUCCAAAACGCUAUUCUUGCAGUUGCCACCGUGUACUACUGGCUCCCUAAGGGCCAAGGUACUACUCUUCGGAAAAUGGUACGAGAUGCUACCACUGAAGUAGUGGAAGGAAUGAUCCAACUCACAGAAACAAUUCUCAGUGCUCCAUUGGAGAGUUUGUGUCAGGAACAGCUUAUAUCAACUGGUGGAGUGUGGGAGGCGUGUGAGCAAGUGUCCAACCUGCCACGAGAUAACCAGGCAGCAGUUACAUCAGCUCUGGCUGCAUGUCUAGGUGUGGUCAAGGAUGCUCUGGAGGAGAUGGAAAAUGCUGUUGUGGAAGGGCAAGACCCCUACAGCGACAUCAUGGAAGAUGAAGAGCUUGGCUUUCGGGGCAACAGAGAUACGUAUUGGUCAGAAGCUGACCGGAAGUUGCUUAGCUCCUGCUUGGGAUUAAUGAAGGCUUCUAAAGCCUGCCUGAAGAAGGUCCUGGGUGUUGUGAAGGCUUACGGCAAAGCUGAUUCUCCAGAGCAGAUCUCUCAGCUAGAUGAUCUUGCAGACAUUGCCAAUGAGAUCAGUCCAAGUGUUGAUGAGCUGGCGCUGAGCAUGUAUCCACCUAUGAACCAGCUUGGUGUGCGACUCAAUGCUGCUAAGUUGGCCUCUGUUUUAAAGAAAGUCUUAGAGAUUACAAAGACAAGCCAUGUCUGUCCACCAUCAGAGGAAGGCUGGGUGCAGUUUCUAACUGGUGCAGUAGAUCACAACAUGAACAAAAUCAAGAACUUCACACAGGGUCAACUGUAGCUCUUCUGUGUCUACAUGUAUUGCUGCCACU
This is a messenger RNA of Cuculus canorus (common cuckoo), 1094 nucleotides long. RefSeq names its product cyclin D1 binding protein 1 (gene CCNDBP1). Gene Ontology annotation, cellular component: nucleus. Bases 56 to 1063 code for a protein of 335 amino acids. Gene Ontology annotation, biological process: regulation of cell cycle. The transcript has 11 exons. NCBI's taxonomy places the organism in Eukaryota, Metazoa, Chordata, Aves, Cuculiformes, Cuculidae. The record is from RefSeq and is a predicted model, not a curated record.